This is a messenger RNA of Magnolia sinica, 1075 nucleotides long. Its product is annotated as cytochrome b6-f complex iron-sulfur subunit, chloroplastic. The transcript is spliced from 5 exons. The record is from RefSeq and is a predicted model, not a curated record. Lineage: Eukaryota; Viridiplantae; Streptophyta; Magnoliopsida; Magnoliales; Magnoliaceae. The coding region runs from base 121 to 810 and encodes 229 amino acids. Gene Ontology annotation, molecular function: 2 iron, 2 sulfur cluster binding. Gene Ontology annotation, cellular component: plasma membrane.
CCUCCACCCAAGUACCAUAUCUCAUCUUCUCCUCUUCUUUCUUCAUUUCUCUUCAUCAAAAAGACUGAAAAACAGAGCCCGUCUUUUGAAAAUUCGACCCCAUUUCUCUGCUUCACGAGCAUGGCGACCACCACUCUCUCCACUGCAACCCCUUCUCACCUCUGUUCUAGCAAGAAUGGGAUUUUCUCUCCAUCCCAAGCUCUUCUCUUCAAGCCAAAGAGCUACAACAGCUCUGGGGAGGAGAAAGAGAAGGGUCUGAGGAUUUCAUGCCAGGCAACAAGCAUUCCGGCAGAUCGCGUGCCGGAUAUGGGAAAGAGGCAGCUGAUGAAUCUGCUUCUGUUGGGUGCUCUCUCUUUGCCUACUGCGGGGAUGUUGGUCCCAUAUGCCAGUUUCUUUGUUCCUCCUGGAUCAGGUGGUGAGGGUGGUGGAACUAUAGCAAAGGAUGCCAUCGGAAAUGAUGUCAUUGCAUCUGAAUGGGUUAAGACUCAUGGCCCUGGUGAUAGAACUCUGACACAAGGGUUGAAGGGUGACCCCACUUAUCUUGUUGUGGAGCCCGACAAGACACUUGCAACCUACGGCAUCAAUGCAGUCUGCACUCACCUUGGGUGCGUUGUUCCAUGGAACACUGCUGAAAACAAGUUUAUCUGCCCCUGCCAUGGGUCACAGUACAACAACCAAGGCAUGGUUGUGAGAGGACCUGCACCUCUGUCCUUGGCAUUGGCACAUGUAGACAUCGACGAUGGGAAGGUGGUGUUUGUUCCAUGGGUCGAAACUGAUUUCAGAACAGGUGAAAACCCAUGGUGGGCUUGAACUCCCCUCGAAACCAUUCUCCACAUUCAAGUUGAGUGUGUCUUUCGCUUCUCAGUAUGAUGUGACCUUGAAAGACCAAACUCUUCUUUUUUCUCCCAAUGCAUAUAGCUUUGUAUCAAAGAGUAAUCUGGACAUUGGAUUUAUAAGUUGUAAUGAUAACCCAAAUUGGAGUUGGCAUUGCAUUUAGCUUUUGUCCUAAUAAUUUCAUGGGUAUUUUCGAUGUGUAUUCAAAUCGGACCGUCAACUGCAUCAGUCUAUUACUUUC